AUGUUAUGGAGGGAUCGGUCGGACAACGCACGCUUCGUGCAGUGGGUCAGGCGGGGUUCUAGGAAUGUGUCGUUAAAUGGUCGAUCUCCUGGAAUUCACGGCUGCUCCAAAGCAGAGAGUGGUAAGAGCCGAAAGGAGCGGAAGAAGAGCGAGGAGACCAGUGAGCGCCUUCCUUUCGUCAGCAGCACUGCCAACAUCAACAAGAACACCAUCUCGGGCUUCCAUGCCUUCACAGCGCUGCUAAGGAAUCUAAAUGCCCGCUCUGCUGGCGACAUUGCGAAUAUUGAUCUUGAGGCAGAGCGGGCAGCCGAAGCGGAGGAGAAGCGCAAAGCAGAGCAGGCAGAGAUUGAACGCAUGACGAGGCUCACGAUGCUGGCCUCCAGCGCUCUGACCGAGCAAACAGACCAGGACCUGCAGCACUUGGUCAAUGUCACACCGCCCCGCUUGCCCGAGUUCUGUCGGCGCGGGCGCGGAGGACAAUGGGGCGCUCAGCGACAUGCAGAAGCGGACUCGAGGGACGAGGGCGUUUCUCACCUAGUUGCCUGCAAUGUCCACUAUCGCUGGAGGUCGACACUAGUCGUGCAGAAGACAGGUUGCCUCACCAGACCUGAAGCCGAGACCGUCAGGAAGAGGGAGGAUGCAGCUAUCCAGCGAGUAGCCGUCGUGGCCGCUUACACCACUCGCACGUGUUCUGUUCGGCAGUUCAUUGAUGUCGGUCAUGUCCAGGACGUCGCAGAGCUUCUUCGACCCCCGGACUUUGGGCUGGUAGUCGAGCGCUUCCAUUGGGCUGGUGACUGUUCGUCGACUUCCUCCAAAGUUCUGCUGAAGUUGCAUAUGCCGAUCGAAAUGCAAGAUCCAUUCGGUGCCGGGCUUCUAGCCCGAAUGACAUUGCAGACUACAUUGGCCGCAAUCACACCCAUGACAGCACUGACUGACGGAUACUUGGGAGUGCGAAAGAAGCUGAACCACUUGUACUUGUGCACUAUGCCGCUAUGCCAUGCAUCGCCAGGCUUCAUGUCACGCCUAGUUGUGCGGACGUGUUUGGAAGAAAAGCCUUUCGUGCCUCCAGGCCUCUACGAGCUUCUCACGUCUUUGUUCUACAUGACGAUUGAUGAGGCCGUGAUCAAGAAGCUCGUCAAGGAAAUCACACCCUUCAGUGCCUUGGAGAAGCAGGAGCUGUACGACUUUCUGCGCAAGUACACCCAGUACGAGCGAGACUACAUCAGGAAGGUGUUCCAAGAAUUUGACGAAGACGGCUCCGGCGAGUUGAACACCAACGAGGUCCAGGCGGUGUUGGAGGCCAUCGGAUGCUCACCAUUUCGUGGGACGCUCCAAAGGCUGAUCGAGGCAGUUGACGUGGACCAUUCGCAAACCCUGGACUUCAACGAGUUCUUGUCGCUGCUGCUAGUUUAUCGCCAGACCGAUGGAUUCAGCCACAAGGAAGUGCGACAGCUGUACCGGACCUUCUGCCGCUUUGCGGUCGAGGAUCCGCAAAGCAAGACGAAGAAGGUCCCCGAGCACCGCCUCACUGCAGCGCUGAUUUUCGAGUUCGGAGCCCAGGCGGCAGAGCUGGCCAGGAGACUGGCGUCGUCCACGACAUCCAAGAUCAUGAAAAAGGGCAGAUCGCCUUGGAAGCUGGCUGCUGCCAGCAUCCGACCAGCUCUGGGCGAGGAGAGAGGCACAGGCCUCACCUUCCGGCAGUUUACUGCGUGGUCUCGCCGCAUGAAGGAAGCCGAGAUUGCAGAAUAUGUGCGCCAGUUCAAAAAGUUUGACCAGAGCGGCGACGGCGUUCUGGAUCGUGCAGAGGUGAAGACGCUGCUGGCAGAGAUGGGUUACACGCCCAUGCGGUCCAACGUGGACGAUCUUUUCGAGGCAGUAGACACGGACGAAGACAAUACCAUCAACCUGGAGGAGUAUUUGGAUGUCAUGGACUACUUCAAGAAGUGGGAUGGGUUUACUGGCGAUCAGGCGGAGGAGCUGCAGAAUCUGUUCAACAGGUACAAGGACAGCAAUGGCGAAAUCUCGUCCAUUCAGAUUUUGGACAUAUUCAGAUCCAGGGGCGUCAAUGUCAGCUUGCGCAAGAUUCAGCAGCUCGUUGCCAAGGUGGAUGUGGACGGAACGCACUCAGUGGACCUCAAGGAGUUCCUACGCCUCAUGCGCCUGCAAAGGGAGAGCGAGUUGACGGAUGCCAAGGAGGCCUUCUUCCUCACCCUCCAGGAGACUCUGCCCGCAGAGGAGUUCGCCAAGAUUGAAGACUCUGAGAGCCUCACGAUCCGCCCUGAAGACUUGAUGAUCCCAGUGCACAUCCUGAACAUCCAGACCGACUCACGUGAGCUCAAGCGCCUAGCUCCAAAGUACACGGAAGAUGGCAAGGUUGACUUCGACAACCUUGUAGGGUUGAUCGAUGAACUUCGGCGGCUGCGACACGCUGAGAGCCGCAAGCAGGCAAGCUACACUGAAGAGGAGAUUCGGGAUUUUCGGAGGGCCUUCGACGAGUUCGAUGCCGACCACAGCGAUGAGAUCGAUCGAGACGAGCUGGCUGCCUUGCUAAAGCCGCUGGGCUUGGAGCUGAAGACGAAGGAUGACCAGAAGCGUCUCAUGAAUCUGCUCAAUGCUGCCCGUGCCUCCGCAGCGGAGAGUGGCGUGGAUGCGGUGCAAUGUGGCAAGAUGAACACUGCCGUCGUCCGCUUUCCUGUGUUUGUCCACAUGUGCCGACUCCUCCAGCGUGAGAAGGAGGCCAAAGCCCUUGCCGAGGAGGAGGCGGAGGCUGCACGGUUGGGCUUCACCGAGCCACAGAUCAAGAAGCUACACUCCUCAUUCUGCUUGUGGGCUGCACGGACCGAUGAAGAGGCCAAAGAAAGAAAUGAGGAGGUCAAGCGCGAGAAAGACAUCUUAAAGGCGUUCAAUGAGCUGGCCACUCUGCCUGUGGACAGCUUCUGCGAGUUUCUGAAGCAAAUGAACUCCAGGCUGUCUGACACCGACCUGGAGCAUCUUCGUAAGCUCCUGGCAGCUCUCAGAGACGUUCAGGCACAAGGUGACGCUGCUCUGCUCCACGAAGUUGCAUCCCUUCCGAUGACGAACGAUCAGGAUGGUGUCAUCCGCGCAGAGCUUCGGGAGGUUGGCUUUCCGCUUUUUGUGCGCUGCUUGCGAUGGAUGAUUGCCAACGACUUCUCUGACUCCCAAGAGGUCAUCAAGCUCUAG
Molecule: messenger RNA, 3201 nt
Organism: Symbiodinium sp. CCMP2456
Lineage: Eukaryota; Dinophyceae; Suessiales; Symbiodiniaceae
Source: the annotation of a GenBank genome assembly